This is a messenger RNA of Sycon ciliatum, 2331 nucleotides long. RefSeq lists its product as uncharacterized. NCBI's taxonomy places the organism in Eukaryota, Metazoa, Porifera, Calcarea, Leucosolenida, Sycettidae. The transcript has 6 exons. The coding region runs from base 95 to 2005 and encodes 636 amino acids. The record is from RefSeq and is a predicted model, not a curated record.
GUGUGCGUAAAUCACUGAAUCAGUGGAGAGGUGUUCUGGAUCGCUGAAAGAACGACCUACUUCCUGCGAGCGUCUUGCGAGUGGCAGCGCGAAAAUGCGUCCGAAGAAUGGAUCGCCUGGCAUGGCCAACUCUCGUGUUGGCGGCCGACCUAUCCUGAUAAUUGGGGUUAUUGUGCUGGCCAUGUGCAUGCUGAUGUUCGGCUACCAACGUUACGACAGGGUGCGCAACCGAGAGUUCUUAGCUCAACAGCAUGCUCGUCUGACGACAAGUAAAUUGAAUGAAUGUUCGAGCUCAAAGGCACAAACGAUGGAGAAAUUGAAAACAGCCGAGGAAGAAGCGGAAAACUGCAGGCUGCAGGUCACUAAGCUGCAGACAGAAUUCAAGGAAGAAAAGGCUGCCAAAGCAUCUGCUGAGACUGAUAAAGAGGACCUAGAGAGAGAAAAGAAGACAAUCCUGACGCAGCUAGAAGAGUCAAAGUCUGACCUUGAGCGCCUAAAGCAAGCCCAUGGAGAUGUGAAGACGGAACAUGAUCGCAGCAAAUCCGAUUACAAGACCUUACAGGGUGACUUUGACAACCUAAAGCGAGAACAUGAUCAACAGUCAGAAAGGCUAACACAGAUGGAAAGCCAGGUGGCUGCUCACAAAGGAAAAGAGGAGGAAGCCGAACAGAUACGGCAGGAGCGCUCACAGCUAAAGGAUCAACUUGCCGCCUGCCAAGAUCAGCUACGUCAGAAAGAAUUGAAUGAACGGACUGUACAGGAGUCAAUGGGACGCAACAAGUUUAGUGCUGCUGCUGCGCACUUUGCAAAGGCAGCCGUUCCCAGACUUGGAGCUAACUUCGUAGGGGGAAAGAUAGCGCCUCAAGGACGUUCACAAGGCCUCCCUCCACAGGAUAAGUACCAAACUGCAAAGCAAGAGCGACUGCCACAGCAGCAACACCAGGAACAAGAGGAACCGCAUCGCCUCGGCCAGGAACAAGACCAUCAAGGGGGCCAGCAGCAGCAGCAGCAGCAAGGAGAGCAGCACUCCCAACCGCAGCAGGACCAACAACAGCAGCAAGGUCAGGACCAGCAACAGCAGCAGGACCAACAAUCCCAACAGGACCAACAACAGCAGCAGGACCAACAACAGCAACAGGACCAACAACAGCAACAGGACCAACAACAGCAGCAGGACCAACAACAGCAGCAGGACCAACAACAGCAGCAGGACCAACAACAGCAGCAGGACCAACAACAGCAGCAGGACCAACAACAGCAACAGGACCAACAACAGCAGCAGGACCAACAAUCCCAACAGGACCAAGAACAACAGCAGCCACCGCAGGGUCAGGAUCAGCAACAGCCCCAGGAAGGCCAGACUGAAGAACAGCAGCAGGGCCAGGGACAAUCUCAACAGGACGAGGGCCAACAACACCAACAGGAUCAGGAGCAUGGGCAGCAGCAAGAAGCACAUGAACAGCCCAGCAGCCAGGGAGAUCAGCACCAGCUAUCACAAGAAGGGCACAGCGAAGAGGAUGAUAAACAGAACCCUCAGGGAGAUCACUCACAAAAUCCUGAUUCACAGGACGGCAAUCCAGAGGGAAGUGACAAACAGACUGAGGUGAAGGAAGGAGGAGGUGAUGAACCGAAAGAAGCUCCACAGGAAGGUGGCGAGGAACAGAACAAACCAAUGAAGACCGGAGAUGCUCGCGAACCUGGGGAGCAUAGCAAAGAGGAGAGCCCCCGAGAUGAACACGCUGAUUCUGACAUGAAGGACGAUCAGCACAAUGCUGGAACUCAGACUGACAAUGAACAGCAACACGAAGAAGAUCAGCACCCAGAAGACGGCAACCAUGAUGGAGAAACUGGUCCUGAAAAUGCCGGAGAGGGGCAGCAUGAAAAUCCUGAAAACAAUGCUGCUCGGCCUGCAUCAGAUGAGGAGCCAGCAGAAGAAGACCCCAACCAGCAGGAGCACGUGAAGCAGCCUGGUGAAGACGCACAGCAGGAUUCUGAAAGAGCGUAGCAUUUUUAGUGAGAUUUGAUAUGAUGCUGAACUUUUUGCCUAAUGGUUGAAUGUGCUAAUCGAUAUACAGCCUGCUGAGCAUUGUGCUGUGGUUUGGCUAGAUAACAAUUAUACCAUCGUGUUACGGCCCGCCACUUUCUGAGAUAUUUGGUCAUAUAAUCCGAGUAUCCCUUGAGAACCUUCACUUCUUGCCUGCUGUCACUUGCCCUGGUGACGAGCCAGUUAUUCGGGUGAAUUUCUUAAUUUUCUGUUUGAAUAUGUUUUUGUUUUCCGCAGAACGAGCGUUCUGGGAUCACGGCUGAAAUUCCACACAACUGCAAGUUGGA